Debaryomyces tyrocola is the source of this 1785-nucleotide messenger RNA. The record is from the annotation of a GenBank genome assembly. Lineage: Eukaryota; Fungi; Ascomycota; Pichiomycetes; Serinales; Debaryomycetaceae.
AUGUCUGAAUUUAUGAACAACGAAAAAGACGAAGCUGCCUCCAGAACAGCUAGGGUUAAUAGAGAAAAUGCUACAUCAACGACGCAGCUGUCUAACCCAGGUGAAAAAUGGCUUAUCUCUGGUAUAUUGGUAUUAUUUUUGUCGGUGAUAUUUGUUAGUAGUAAUGGGUUAGGACACUUGAAAAUUGCAUUACAAUCGCCUAACGAUUUGUCAAUUUGCCCAAUUUAUGAACCAAAGGUCCCCCAGACUUAUUUGAAUGAUAAGUCAAAGGUGUACAAUAUUGUACAUGAUGAAAAAUUCCGGUUACAAUCGGUCAAAAAGUUAUCUGGUGCGGUUCAGGUUGACACUCAGAUCGGCGAUAAUCAACCAGAUGUUCCCGACGCACCGGAACAAUGGGUGCAAUUUCAAGCAUUCCACGAUUAUUUGGAGAAGACGUUCCCUACGGUGCAUAAGCAUCUUCAAGUUGAUAAAGUUAACACUUAUGGAUUAGUGUUCACAUGGAAAGGAUCAAACAAGAACUUGAAGCCUUCUAUGUACAUUGCACAUCAGGAUGUGGUUCCAGUACAGAAGGAAACAUUAAAGGAUUGGACAUAUCCUCCUUUUGAUGGGCAUUAUGAUGGUACAUAUGUUUACGGUAGAGGUGCGCUGGACUGUAAGAACCUGUUGAUUGCUAUGUUAGAGGCCCUUGAAUUGUUGAUUGCCGACAAUUUCAAGCCUCAAAGAGGUAUUAUCGUGGCAUUCGGUUUCGAUGAGGAGUCAAUCGGUAUCAGGGGAGCUGCAAAUAUUGCCAAACAUCUUGAAAAGAAGUAUGGCCACGAUUCUAUAUAUUCACUUAUUGAUGAAGGCCCUGGUUUGACACUUGAUGCUGCUACAGGCCAAUACAUUGCCACUCCAGCUAACGGUGAAAAGGGUGAUCUUAACGUCCAUGUGUUUUUGAGCGCACCAGGAGGACAUUCUUCGUACCCACCAGAUCACACGGCUGUUGGUAUUAUGGCUGAAUUGAGUUAUAAUUUGGAGAAUGAUCCAUAUAAACCAUUCUUAACAUCCAAGAACCCUGUUUUACGUUACUUACAAUGUUUGGCUGUUAACACUGGUGACAAGUUGCCAAAAUUAACGAGAAAGGCUAUCUUAAGAGCUGGAUUUGAUAAAUUGGCUAAUAGCAAAGUUUUAAAAAUGUUGCUUAAUAAUCCAAUGACUAACUACUUAGUUCGUACUACUCAGUCUCUUGACGUCGUUCAGGGUGGUGAAAAGGCCAACUCUUUACCAGAACACGUUAAAUUAGUUAUCAACCACAGAGUUGCUAUCGAAACCCCUUUUGAGGAAGUUGAAAAGCAUUUCAGUGACCAUGUCGUUGAAGUCGCUACAAAAUACAAUAUAAGCGUUGAAGCUUUCGGAGAACAAGUUCAUAAUGGUGACCCAAAGAACGGUCAGUUCACUGUUGUGGUUUACCACAAAACACCUGCAGCACCUGUCUCUCCAUCUAAUGACACCGUCUGGGAAUAUCUUGCCGGUACUACAAGACACGUUUUCGAGGACGUUGUUUUCACCAACUUAAGCUACCCAAUAAUGACGACCCCAUUUAGUCUUACAGGUACUACUGACUCCAAGUAUUAUGCUAAUUUAACUAAAAAUAUUUACAGAUACACUCCAGGCUACCCAGCAGACUUUAAGGAAAAUAAAAUUCAUAGUGUCGACGAAAAGGUACCUUUUGAUUCUCAUUUGCAUGCAUUAGCAUUCUACUAUGAGUAUAUUCAAAAUGUUGAUACCCCAGACGCUGGCAACUGA